Molecule: messenger RNA, 612 nt
Organism: Thelazia callipaeda (thelaziosis nematode)
Lineage: Eukaryota; Metazoa; Nematoda; Chromadorea; Rhabditida; Thelaziidae
Source: the annotation of a GenBank genome assembly
AUGAAUUUGUUAGGUUGCUUGAAACUGAAAUUAUCGGAUUUCCCAGAAUUCAUCGGUUUAAUGAGUCGUGACAUCGAGACUAUGCCAGGACCAUUGGCUUUUGGACACAAAUAUAUGACAGGUGGAGCUGGAGAAGGAGCGCAACUUUUGCGACCAGAAUCGGAUUUUGAAGAACGAGAAAAGGUUAAAAGUGAUAAUAUUUUACCGUCUUACUGUGAACCACCAAACCCUUGUCCGAUAGGCUAUACCGCGGCAGAUGGCUGUUUAGAAGAAUUCGAAAAUAGUGCCGACUUCUCACGUAACUAUCAAGCUAGCCAAACUUGCAUCUGUGAUCAAGAACACAUGUUUAACUGUCCAGAUAAAAGAAAUGAUGAUGAGGACGAUCUGGAGGAAAGUCUACAGAGUAUUCUGAACGAUCAAGGGCUGCACAAGACUCUAAUUGCUAAAAAAUUCCAUGAAAAGCAAUCUGAAUCACUGGAACCUCGCCGUAAACGUUCCAUCUCUGCAAUAUCAGCACAACAUUCUCAACAUCAGCAAGAAAAUCCCUAUUUUAAAGGUGAAAUUCUGAAAUCUGUAAUCAAAAAAGAUGGUCGAAAUAUUUGGCAAGGUUAA